AGGUGCCCGGCUUUGCCGAGGAGACCAUCUUCGUCGCCGGUGACCGCGUGACGACAGACUUGCUCGCGAUGCCGUUCUCGAUGGGCCGCAACCUGCUCUGCAUCUUCUCGAAGAAGCACGUCGACAACCCGCCAGAGCUCAAGUCGACAAAGCAGAGGCACAACCGGAUGGUGAUGAAGACGAUGCAGCAGCUGAUGACGGACGGAGGAAAGUGCAUCUGGGUGGCGCCGUCGGGAGGCAGGGACCGGCCGAGCGACGACGGAAAGUACGAGGUCGCGCCGUUCGACUCAAAGUCGAUUGAGAUGUUCCGGCUCAUGUCGGCAAAGGCGGACCGGCCGACGCACUUCUACCCCCUCUCCAUGUUCACCUACCCGAUCUGCCCGCCGCCAACCACCGUCGGCGGGGAGAUUGGCGAGCAGCGGACAGUCAAGUACUACCCGGCGGCGCUCCACUUUGGCGAGGAGGUGGACGUGUCGCGCUUCUCGGAGGGGUGCGUGACCGACAACUUCCCGGCUGGCUGCGACGCGAACUCGUCGCGCGACGAGCUGCGAGAGGCGCUCGCCAAGCACGUCCACUCGAUUGUCUCGAGCAACUACCAGGACCUCGCCGCCAAGCUCGACAUGCCGUGAGCGCCGCCCUUCGCUGCGCGGUGGCCCCGCCCCGCCGACGUGCGGCCGCCUCUCCCGCCUAAGCUUGAAGUCUCCCUCGGGGUGCCGAGACCGCGGACCGGCCAGCGGCGUGUGUGACGCGCGAAGUGUACCUGUGCAUGCUCCGCUGCGAGCAGCAGCCGCGCUGCGGCCGAUACCUCCGAGUCUCAUCGACCUCCUGCAUGUGCUCCCUCGCCGGCUGUUGGCCGGCAAAGAGGACGCCUCGGUGCGUGUGCUUGCGUACUGUUAUGGCCGCAGCCGUUUCCACAGCUCUACGGUAUUCCUGCAAAAAA
Messenger RNA from Emiliania huxleyi CCMP1516, 940 nucleotides. RefSeq lists its product as hypothetical. Gene Ontology annotation, molecular function: glycerol-3-phosphate O-acyltransferase activity. The record is from RefSeq and is a predicted model, not a curated record. The transcript has 7 exons. The coding region runs from base 69 to 629 and encodes 186 amino acids. NCBI's taxonomy places the organism in Eukaryota, Haptophyta, Isochrysidales, Noelaerhabdaceae. Gene Ontology annotation, biological process: glycerophospholipid metabolic process.